CCCGCUCAGCCCCGCCUUGAGCCGAGGUCCCUGGCCUGGCUCCACCUUAUCGGGGCCUGGAAGCUGCUUUUAGGCUCCCACCCUAAAUCUGUGCCGGCACCGGUCAGUGACCAGACGGGUUUCGGGCUCUGAAUUCUCCUGGAGACGUACCGAGUUUCUCUUUCUAGACAGAAACGCCCACGGAGCAGACUGGAGUGACUCUAACUCCUGCUAAACCUGUCCUAGGAUCUAGGAAGUGCUUCCGAGUAGUCUUGCUGCAACUCGGGAGCUAUUUGCUGAGAUGGGCCUUUACACAUGUGGCGUGCGUUUUCCUUCGGCUUUGGAUGUACUUCCAAGAGUGACUUGCCCAAAUCAUCCAGAUUCCAUUUUAGUGGAGGAUUACAGAGCUGGUGAUAUGAUUUGUUCUGAGUGUGGGCUAGUAGUAGGUGACCGGGUCAUAGACGUGGGGUCGGAGUGGAGAACGUUCAGCAAUGACAAAGCAACCAAAGACCCAUCUCGAGUUGGGGAUACCCAGAAUCCUUUGCUGAGUGAUGGUGACUUGAGUACAAUGAUUGGCAAGGGCACAGGUGCAGCAAGUUUUGAUGAAUUUGGGAAUUCAAAGUACCAAAAUCGCAGAACUAUGAGCAGCUCUGAUCGUGCGAUGAUGAAUGCUUUUAAAGAAAUUACGAACAUGGCAGACAGAAUCAACCUCCCUAGAAAUAUAGUUGAUCGAACAAAUAAUUUAUUCAAGCAAGUGUAUGAGCAAAAGAGCCUGAAGGGGAGAAGUAAUGAUGCUAUUGCUUCUGCUUGUCUCUACAUAGCCUGUAGGCAAGAGGGUGUUCCAAGAACAUUUAAAGAAAUAUGUGCAGUGUCCAGGAUUUCAAAGAAAGAAAUAGGCCGGUGUUUUAAACUGAUUUUGAAAGCUCUGGAAACCAGUGUUGAUUUGAUUACAACUGGAGACUUCAUGUCACGAUUCUGUUCUAAUUUGGGUCUUCCCAAACAAGUACAAAUGGCAGCAACACAUAUUGCUCGUAAGGCUGUGGAAUUAGAUUUGGUUCCUGGGAGAAGCCCUAUCUCUGUAGCAGCUGCAGCUAUUUAUAUGGCAUCACAGGCUUCUUCAGAGAAAAGGACACAAAAAGAAAUUGGUGAUAUUGCUGGUGUGGCUGAUGUUACGAUUAGACAGUCAUACAGGCUGAUCUAUCCUCGAGCUCCAGAUCUUUUCCCAGCAGACUUCAAGUUUGAUACCCCAGUAGACAAACUACCACAGCUGUGAGAUUGCAGAGGGUUAAUUUCUGUUAACCGCCUCCCCCCUGAAAAAAAACAACAAAAACAAACUCUUUAUUUUUGCCUAUAAUAAAGGAUGUACAAAGUGUUAAUAUUGGGUCUUCGUGUUGUGGAACUGGAGGAGAUGGAGAUGGAGCAUAACUGCUGGAAAGCAGCACACAUUCCAAGGGUAAACAAGCUCAUUGUGUGGCAUUUUGUAUGUAUAUAUUAGUGGAAGUAUUUAAUAACUGUUGCAACAAAUUUAAUUUGAUAUUGUUGUACUUACUUAGAUUUCUUUUGUAGGGAUCUAGUAAGAUGUAUUUUGGAGAAUUUAAAAUAUUGUGUAAUUCCCAAAUAAACUGUUUUCCAAAAACA
Parus major (Great Tit) is the source of this 1617-nucleotide messenger RNA. RefSeq names its product general transcription factor IIB (gene GTF2B). Gene Ontology annotation, molecular function: TBP-class protein binding; RNA polymerase II general transcription initiation factor activity. Gene Ontology annotation, biological process: transcription initiation at RNA polymerase II promoter; transcription preinitiation complex assembly. Gene Ontology annotation, cellular component: transcription preinitiation complex; nucleus. NCBI's taxonomy places the organism in Eukaryota, Metazoa, Chordata, Aves, Passeriformes, Paridae. The record is from RefSeq and is a predicted model, not a curated record. The transcript has 7 exons. The coding region runs from base 281 to 1252 and encodes 323 amino acids.